AUGGGUCUAAUCGGCGGAGCGAUCAAGCUCAUCAUCAUCCCCAUCAUCUUUGUUGUCGCCAUUGCGGUCCUCGGCGGCAUCUACCUCAAGCACAGAAGAAACAAGGCUGCUGCCAUCAACGACGUCGAGCAGCCACACUUUACGGCUGCUCACUAUCCUCCACCCGUCUCAGCCGCACCGCCACCCGUCUACGCACCGAGUCCUGUACAGUACAUGGGACCUGCCAAGCCUGCCCCAGUGGCUACGGUGCAAGGAUACAACUAG
This is a messenger RNA of Akanthomyces muscarius, 264 nucleotides long. RefSeq lists its product as uncharacterized. NCBI's taxonomy places the organism in Eukaryota, Fungi, Ascomycota, Sordariomycetes, Hypocreales, Cordycipitaceae. The record is from RefSeq and is a predicted model, not a curated record. The coding region runs from base 1 to 264 and encodes 87 amino acids. The transcript has a single exon.